Molecule: messenger RNA, 5034 nt
Organism: Fonsecaea multimorphosa CBS 102226
Lineage: Eukaryota; Fungi; Ascomycota; Eurotiomycetes; Chaetothyriales; Herpotrichiellaceae
Product: DNA topoisomerase 2
Exons: 2
Coding region: 1-5034 (1677 amino acids)
Biological process (GO): sister chromatid segregation; DNA topological change; resolution of meiotic recombination intermediates
Cellular component (GO): nucleus
Molecular function (GO): DNA binding; DNA topoisomerase type II (double strand cut, ATP-hydrolyzing) activity; ATP binding
Source: RefSeq, a predicted model, not a curated record
AUGGACGACUCAAUGUUCGACAUCGAUGACGCCAGCUCAGACUUUGAGCCUGUCGCUAAACCCAAGACCAAACCCGUCAAGAAAGCCGCCGAACCCAAGGCCGCAACCAAGAAGGCAACGGCUCCCAAAGCGAAGCCCGGCCCAAAGCCGAAGACCACCGUUCCCAAGAAGCGGCCUCAGAAAGACUCGGAAGACGAAGCCUCGGAAGAUGAAGGCGGCAAUGCCUUCGAUGACGAGUCCUUGCUCGAGGACACUCCUCCGCAGGCGAAGAAAGCGAAGCCGAACCCUGUCAAAGGGAGUCACAAGAAGCCUCUCGGCGAUGUUGUCAAUGAAGCCCUAGGCAUGGAUGGUGCGACUGAUUCUCCACAGCCUCAGAAGAAGAAAAAGCGCGUCUCCGAGCAAUACCAGAAGCUUACUCAGUUGGAACACAUCAUCAAGCGUCCCGACACCUACAUUGGCUCCGUGGAGCGGACAGAAAAACAGAUGUGGGUCUACAACACGGAACAGGAUUGCAUGGAGUUUCGCGAGAUAUCCUUCGUCCCCGGUAUCUUCAAGAUCUUCGAUGAGAUCUUGGUCAACGCCGCAGAUAACAAGCAGAAUGACAAGAAGAUGGACGAGAUCCGUGUUACCGUGGACCGUGAAAAGGGUGAAGUCAGCGUCUGGAACAAUGGCCGGGGUAUACCUAUCGAGAUUCACUCAAAAGAGAAGAUCUACAUCCCAGAGAUGAUUUUCGGCCAUCUCUUGACCGGCUCAAAUUACGACGACAACGAACAAAAGAUCACGGGUGGCAGGAACGGCUACGGUGCGAAGCUGGCCAACAUCUUCAGCACGGAGUUCACAAUUGAGACUGCCGACUCAAAACAGAAGAAGAAGUACAAGCAGACGUGGACCAAGAACAUGUCCGAAAUGGGCAAGGCCAAGAUCACGGAUUCCAAAGGAGAAGACUACACCAAAGUCACAUUUUACCCCGACUUUGCAAAAUUUGGCAUGACGGCCAUGGACGACGAUCUCGAGGCGCUCUUCAAACGCCGGGUCUAUGAUCUUGCCGGCACCUGUAAAGGUGUCAAAGUCAAGCUCAACGGGACCGCAGUGCCCGUCCGAAACUUCAAGAAGUACAUCGAAAUGUAUACCAAAGCCAUCAAGAAGGAGCGCGGCGAGGAGGCUGCAAAUGACACAACUGAAAUCAUCACCGAAUCUCCCGAUCCCCGUUGGGAGAUUGGCUUCGCCGUGUCUGAUGGCUCGUUCCAACAAGUAUCGUUUGUCAACUCUAUUGCCACCACCUCGGGAGGCACACAUGUCAAUUAUGUGGCUGAUCAGAUUGUUAACCGCUUGAUGGAAGUCGUGAAGAAGAAGAACAAAGGUGGUGCUCAACUGAAGCCCAACCAGAUUCGUAACCAUAUCUUCGUUUUCGUCAACGCUCUCAUUGUCAAUCCGGCCUUCACAUCGCAGACCAAAGAACAACUGACCACAAAAGCUAGUCAGUUUGGAAGCAAAUGUCAGGUUUCAGAAGAAUUCAUGAAGAAGGUUGCGAAGACUGAAGUUAUUAACAAUAUUCUUCACUUUGCUCAGCAGAAAGCCGACCAGAUCCUGAAGAAAUCUGACGGGAGUAGGCGAAGCCGAAUGAACAACCCCAAGUUGACGGAUGCGAAUAAGGCCGGCACGAGAGAAGGGCACAAGUGUACAUUGAUCUUGACCGAAGGUGACUCGGCCAAAGGUCUUGCCAUGGCAGGACGUUCCGUGGUUGGUCCCGACCUGUUCGGCGUGUUCCCGCUACGAGGCAAGCUCCUCAACGUCCGGGAUGCUUCUAUUGACCAAAUUUCCAAAAACGCCGAGAUCCAGAACAUCAAGAACUUCCUUGGGCUGCAGCACAAGAAGGUGUACACUGACACCAACGGUCUCCGCUAUGGACAUUUGAUGAUUAUGACCGAUCAAGAUCAUGAUGGGAGUCAUAUUAAGGGACUAUUGAUAAACUUCUUGCAGGUUCAGUUUCCCAGUCUGCUGAAGAUCCCGAAAUUCCUGGUCGAGUUCAUUACUCCCAUUGUCAAGGUGUGGAAGGGCGAUCCCAAGAAUCCUACUCAAUCUCGCUCGUUUUAUACCAUGCCGGAGUAUGAGGCUUGGAAAGAAGCACACAAGCACGAACGCGGAUGGGAAAACAAAUACUACAAGGGAUUGGGUACAAGCACGACGGAAGAUGCCCAGCAGUACUUCAAUGAUAUCGACAAGCACCACAAAGAAUUCGACGUCAUGAAGGAUGAAGAGACCGCUUUGAUCGAACUUGCCUUUUCCAAGAAGAAGGCAGACGAGCGAAAGGAGUGGUUGCGGCAAUUCAAGCCAGGGACAUUCUUGGACCACACAACCAAAAACAUCUCCUACACCGAUUUCGUCAACAAAGAACUCAUCCUAUUCAGCAUGGCCGACAAUAUUCGAUCCAUUCCUUCAGUAGUUGAUGGCCUGAAGCCUGGUCAGCGAAAAGUCAUGUAUGCAUGCUUCAAGCGCAAUCUGAGAAAGGAUAUGAAGGUCGCUGAGCUGGCGGGUCUGGUCGGUGGCAUGACGGCGUAUCAUCACGGUGAAACAUCUCUCCAGCAGACGAUUGUCGGGCUGGCGCAGAACUUUGUGGGAUCGAACAAUGUCAACUUGUUGGAGCCCUCCGGCCAAUUUGGUACUCGGAACCAGGGCGGAAGCGAUUCUGCCAGCGCUCGAUACAUUUUCACCCGUCUAUCGCCCUUCGCAAGGAAGCUGUUCCACCAAGCCGAUGAACCCCUUCUGACCUACAACUAUGAUGACGACAAGAAGAUUGAGCCUGAGGUAUACGUACCAGUCGUCCCUAUGGUCCUCGUCAAUGGUGCAGACGGUAUUGGCACGGGCUGGAGCUCUUCCAUUCCCAACUACAAUCCAGAAGACAUUGUGGAAAACCUGAAACGCAGGAUGGCCGGCGAAGAGUGGAAACCUAUGCAACCCUGGUUCCGCGGGUUCAAGGGGGAGGUCAAAGCUACCGGGCCUGAUCGAUUUCAAUUCAGCGGCAUCAUCCACCAGACUGGCGACUCUGAAGUUGAGAUAACAGAGUUGCCCAUCCGUACCUGGACCCAGGAUUUCAAAGAUCGACUAGAAGAAAUUAUCAAAGCAGAGAAGACUCCAUCAUUUAUCAAGGACUACAAGGAUUAUAACACCCACGAUACAGUGCAUUUCAUCAUCCAGCUGGACGAGAAGCACAUGAAGUCCGCCAACGAAGAAGGUCUGGUGGAAAAAUUCAAACUCACAAGGUCAGUGGCGACAUCCAAUCUCGUUGCAUUUGAUCCGGAAGGCCGCAUCACCAAAUAUGCGAGCGUCGAAGCCAUUAUGGACGAAUUUUACAGCUAUCGUCUGCAACUAUAUGCUAAGCGCAAGGAAUGGCUUUUGCAAGAGAUGCAGAAAGACCUCAGACGGCUCACGAAUCAAGCUCGGUUCAUUCAGAUGAUAAUCGACGGAAAACUCAAUAUUUCGAAGAAGAAAAAGGCUGUCCUUAUUGCAGAACUCCAGAAGCUUGGGUUUGAUGCAUUUCCCAAGACGCCAGACGCAGCCAAAGAAGGCGAGACCGAACCUGUUGUCGAAGAGGAUGAGGAUGACACUGUAGACGCCAGCGCCUACGACUACCUUCUCGGCAUGGCUCUUUGGUCUUUAACUCAAGAGCGAGUUGAGAGACUCCUGCGACAGAUCGGAGACAAAGAGGAGGAGAUCGAUGCUUUGAUGAAGAAAUCCAAGGAAGAUCUUUGGAAACACGAUCUUGACGAAUUCAUCGCUGAAUGGAGGUUCCAGCUGGAGGACGAGCACAACCGCAAGCGUAAUAUCCGAAAGGGACGUCGAGUCUCGAAGAAAUUUGCUACAGCAGCGACAACAAAGCCGACCAUCAAGAAACGAAAGGGACUUGGUGAUGCAUUUGAUGACGAUUCUGAUUUCCAGGAGUCUGCUCCAAAAGCAAAGAAGAGUGCACCUGCUCCGAAACCAGUUCAGGUUCCGAAACAGCGCUCUAUCACAGCGUAUGCUGCACCAAAAACAAAUGCUUUGAAGAAUGCUUUGGAUAAGCGAGCCAUGUAUACUGAUGGUGCCAGUGACCCUAUCGAGGCGCCGGAGGACGAUCUUGCGCAGCCCGGCAAUAAUGGCCUUGCCAACUCUGUGAAAGCCGAGUCCGACAGUGAGAAGCUCAUUCCCAAGGCUGCACCCCGACAAGCUCGUGCGGUAACCAAAAAGCCGACAAACUAUGCAUUGAUGAGUGACUCCGAAAGUGACAAUGGAGACGAUCUGCUCGCUGAUCUUGGUGACAUGGUGAAAGGUCUGCCAAGUAAUUCCAACCCAGAUAGCGGCACUGAAUCGCGUGCGCUUUUCUCCAAUUCUGUUUCCCGCCCUACCAGCAGCCAUGGUUACAAGCCGGCUCUCAAGCCAGCUGCAAAGACCUCUAUGGAUUUAUCGGACGAUGAGACCGACUACAAGAUGCUUGCUCCUCAACAGUCUCCAAGACGAUCUAUCAUUGUGACAAAUAAGGAUGACACCAACGUUGUUAUGGAUUCUGACGAAGACGAUGUUCCGGUGAAGAACAGCAAGAAGCCUGCACCUAAGAACGCCAAGAAGAUCGUCAGCGACGACAGUGAGAGUGAUGUUGUCCCGCCGAAAGCAAACAAGAAGGCUCCUACCAAGAAAGCAGUGAAGGAUGAGCAAGCAAAACCAAAGAAGGCGGCGCCGAAGAAGGCUUCAGCAACAAAGAAGGUUGGACAGUCUCCAGUCGCGAAGGCUUACGCAAAAAGACUUGCAAAGAAGAAGGUCGUGGAUUCGGAUGACGAUCUGGAUGCACUGGCUGAUGAUAUUCUGAAGUCACCUUCAGGCUCCGACCUGGACGAACCUGUUGCAAAGAAACCGGCGGCGAGACCUGCCAGACGAGCCGUGACCGCGAGGAAGCCGACAACCUAUACCUUUGAUGAUGAUGACGACGAUGAUGAAGAAGAUAUCAGUCAAGAUGCGGGUUUCCAAGACGAGGGUUCUUCGGCGGCUUUUUCGGAUGAGUAA